AUGACAAAAGCCUUAGAAAACCACUCGGUUACUUACCUGCAAUCUCUACCAUCAUCCCAUCAACAUAUCAAUGCUGAAAUAAUAAACAAACAAAUCAGUCAGUUCAGGUAAAUUUUCAUAUGCGGUCUAUGUACAAUAUGGAUCAAUUGAUCAAUAACACAGCUGCACUAAUCAUUUAUGAAAUGCAAAUCAUUUUGGUUUCUUUCUUUAGAGUCUACAAUAAAUUGAAUGACCGUACUCUAAUUAAACUCAAUUCAUGUUUUCUUGUAGCAGAAUCAGAACAAAACCUUAAAUAUGCUGUUGACUACAAAGCUGUCCUUGACUUAGAGUUGAAAUGUUGUGCUCCACUAAUGCAAUAUCUAGAGAUGUUCGUCAUGCCUUCUCCUGGUGAUUGGCCAACUUGGUACUUCGUGAAGAAGAUCAUUGCACACUCUGAUAACACUUCCCCACUGAACUCUAUAAUACCUGAACAAGGUGCAUUUCAUGUCAUACUGAAUGCCACUGAGGAUGCUGUUGUGUUACUUAAUUGA
Paramuricea clavata is the source of this 530-nucleotide messenger RNA. NCBI's taxonomy places the organism in Eukaryota, Metazoa, Cnidaria, Anthozoa, Malacalcyonacea, Plexauridae. The record is from the annotation of a GenBank genome assembly.